Messenger RNA from Mercurialis annua (annual mercury), 1470 nucleotides. RefSeq names its product patatin-like protein 2. Gene Ontology annotation, molecular function: glycerophospholipase activity; monoacylglycerol lipase activity. The coding region runs from base 91 to 1335 and encodes 414 amino acids. NCBI's taxonomy places the organism in Eukaryota, Viridiplantae, Streptophyta, Magnoliopsida, Malpighiales, Euphorbiaceae. The record is from RefSeq and is a predicted model, not a curated record. The transcript has 6 exons. Gene Ontology annotation, biological process: lipid metabolic process.
AUUUUUAUAUAAACUUUCAUUAGUUUACCUGCUUAGCCACUAGAAGCAUCAGAAAUAAAAUUGCAGCGUUAAACUCUCUAGAAAGCAAAAAUGGCGAGCAGUAAUUAUAAUGGUAGUAAGGGCAAAAUGGUAACAGUUUUGAGCAUCGACGGAGGCGGGGUUCGGGGCAUAAUUCCCGGUGUCCUUCUCGCGUUUCUUGAAUCCAAACUUCAGGAAUUGGACGGACCAAAUGCGAGAAUUGCAGAUUAUUUCGACGUAAUUGCAGGGACGAGCACGGGCGGGCUGGUAAGCACCAUACUGACAGCUCCGGGGAAGGACAAGAGGCCAAUGUAUCAAGCAAAAGACAUCACAGACUUCUAUCUUGAACAUUGUCCUAAGAUUUUCCCACUCAAGAGGUGUUCUUGCUUGGACCAAUUCAUCUCAUUGGGUGGAUUAAUCAGCUCGAACAACUUCGUCGAGACGACGAUUAAUUUUCUGAGUGAUGUUUUCGGGCCUAAAUAUGACGGAAAAUACCUGAAAAGCUUGACAAGCGAGUUGCUAGGAGAUUUGACCAUUAAAGACACCUUAACUGAUGUGAUUAUACCAAGUUUUGACAUCAAGCUUCUUCAACCUGUUAUCUUUUCAACCGAUGAAGCAAGAGUAAAUGCUCUGAAAAAUGCUCGGUUAGCGGAUAUUUGUAUCAGCACCUCUGCAGCUCCAACCUACUUGCCAGCACAUUCCUUCACAAUCAAAAAUGGUAAAGAAUCUCUCAGUUUUGAUCUUGUAGACGGAGGAGUUGCAGCCAAUAAUCCUACUAUGCUGGCUAUAUCACACGUCCUCAACGAAGUAUUGCUGAACAAUCCAGAGUUUGUGGAUGUAAAACCAAUCGAGAGCAAGAAUAUGUUGGUUCUAUCUUUAGGAACCGGAGCACCAAAACAUGAGGAAAAAUAUGAUGCGGCUAAAGCAUCUAAAUGGGGUUUGAUAAGUUGGAUUAUUUGCAAUGGCAACAAUCCGAUCAUCGAUAUUUUCAGUCAUGCUAGCUCCGAUGUCGUAGACUUUCAUGUCUCUGCUAUUUUUCAGUCUCUUCAUUCCGAGAAUUAUUACCUUCGUAUUCAGGAUGACACACUGACCGGUGAUGCAACAUCAGUUGAUAAUUCAAGCGCAGAAAAUUUGCAAAAGCUUGUGGAGAUUGGUAAUGAGCUACUUAAGAAGCCGGAGGCAAGAGUAAAUUUAACGACCGGCAUACAUGAAACCAUUGUAGGAGGAGCUACAAAUGAAACCGCUCUCACUGAGUUCGCUAAAAAGCUAUCGGAUGAACGAAAACUUCGCCGCCAACACCAUCACCAACUCAACUGAAGUUGUUGUCGUCUUUCUAAUAUUACAUUAAAUAGGAGCAAGAUUAAUGAUAAUAAAUAAGCCUAAUGUUCCAAAAAGACGUUCACCUAUUAACCCUAUUCAAUUCUCAAAUUCACACUUUUAGUGUUUUCGAAA